Messenger RNA from Dipodomys ordii (Ord's kangaroo rat), 2464 nucleotides. RefSeq names its product phospholipase B domain containing 2 (gene Plbd2). Gene Ontology annotation, molecular function: glycerophospholipase activity. Lineage: Eukaryota; Metazoa; Chordata; Mammalia; Rodentia; Heteromyidae. The transcript has 12 exons. Gene Ontology annotation, cellular component: extracellular region. The coding region runs from base 12 to 1805 and encodes 597 amino acids. The record is from RefSeq and is a predicted model, not a curated record. Gene Ontology annotation, biological process: phospholipid catabolic process.
UGCGCGCGGUCAUGGCGGCCCCUCCGUACGGGUCCCGCGGCGGCCGCCCGGCUGGGUCGCUGUCGCGGGCGCUGGUGCUGGCCGUGCUGGUCGGGCUGUCCCCGAGCGGCCCGGCGGGCGCCGUCCCGAGCCCGGGGGACCGCUGGGGGCGCCACAAGCCCGAGCCGCCCGUCUCCCGCAGCCGCUCGGUGCUGGUGGACGCGGCGUCGGGCCAGCUGCGCCUGGUGGACGGCCUCCACCCCGGGGCCGUGGCCUGGGCCAACCUCACCAACGCCAUCCGCGAGACCGGGUGGGCCUUCCUGGAGCUGGGCACCAAUGGCAGCUACAAUGACAGCCUGCAGGCCUACGCAGCUGGCGUGGUGGAGGCUUCUGUGUCAGAGGAGCUCAUCUACAUGCACUGGAUGAACACAGUGGUGAACUACUGCGGCCCGUUCGAGUACGAGGUCGGCUACUGUGAGAAGCUCAAGAGCUUCCUGGAGGCCAAUCUGGCAUGGAUGCAGGCGGAGAUGGAGCAGCAGGUGAACUCCACCUACUGGCACCAGGUGCGGCUCACCCUCCUGCAGCUGAAAGGCCUGGAGGACAGCUACGAAGGCCGUGUGGCCUUCCCGACAGAGAAGUUCACCAUCAAACCCUUGGGGUUCCUCCUGCUGCAGCUCUCGGGAGACCUGGAAGACCUGGAGCCCGCCCUGAACAAGAGCAACAGCAAGCCUGUGCUGGGCUCGGGCGCCUGCUCCGCCCUGGUCAAGCUGCUGCCCGGCCACCGCGACCUGCUGGUGGCCCACAACACCUGGAACGCCUACCAGAGCAUGCUGCGGGUCAUCAAGAAGUACUGGCUGCAGUUCCGGGAGGGCCCCGCAGAGGACCAGCCCCUGAUCCCCGGCAGCAAGCAGGUCUUCUCGUCCUACCCGGGAACCAUCUUCUCCUGUGACGACUUCUACAUUCUGGGCAGCGGGCUGGUCACACUGGAGACCACUAUCGGCAACAAGAACCCCGCCCUGUGGAAGUACGUGCAGCCCGAGGGCUGCGUGCUGGAGUGGGUGCGGAACAUCGUGGCCAACCGCCUGGCUGUGGAUGGGGACUCCUGGACAGACACCUUCAAGAGGUUCAACAGUGGCACGUAUAAUAACCAGUGGAUGAUCGUGGACUACAAUGUGUUCAUUCCGGGAGGGCCCAGUGUUCCGAGCAGGGUGCUCACCAUCCUGGAGCAGAUCCCGGGCAUGGUGGUAAUAGCUGACAAGACCCAGGAGCUCUACCACGCCACCUACUGGGCCAGCUACAACAUCCCGUCCUCCGAGACCGUGUUCAAUGCCAGCGGGCUGCGGGAGCUGGUGGCCCAGUACGGGGACUGGUUCUCCUACGACAAGAGCCCCCGUGCCCAGAUCUUCCGGCGGAACCACUCGCUGGUCCACGACAUGCACUCCAUGAUCCAGCUGAUGAGGUACAACAACUUCCUCCACGACCCCCUGUCGCUGUGCGAGGCCUGCGACCCCAAGCCCAACGGGGAGAACGCCAUCUCCGCCCGCUCCGACCUCAACCCGGCCAACGGGUCGUACCCGUUCCAGGCGCUACGGCAGCGCUCCCACGGGGGCAUCGACGUGAAGGUCACCAGCAUGUCACUAGCCAAGGCCCUGGGGCUGCUGGCCGUCAGCGGCCCCACGUGGGACCAGGUGCCCCCGUUCCAGUGGAGCUCCUCGCCCUUCCCAGACGUGCUACACAUGGGCCAGCCGGACCUCUGGAAGUUCUUGCCCGUGGAGGUCCUGUGGGGCCCGUUCUGGAGACCCGCCCCGCCCUCUGAGGGGCCCUGAUUUGUCGCCAGGGUCUGCCAGGGCCACCUGCAUCCAGUGGUCUCCUCGCGGAGUGACAUGCAAACCCAACAGGGCACGGGCCCGACCUCACUGUCCCCAGAAGCAGGGCAGCCACGGCCAUCCCGCCCUGCCUGUCUUGCUUUCUCCCUCCCUCCAUGGCUCUCUCCCCCUCCGCUGCUCUCCCUCCCUCCCUCCCUCACCCCCAUUUCUCCAUGUCUCUGCCAUCUCUGGGCCUGCCCUAAUACUCUGCUCCCUCCUCAGUCCUAAACUGGGCCUCCCCCCAGGCCUCCUCCCCUCUCCCUCGCUUGGGAUUCCUGGGGUAGUGAGCUUCUGGUCCUGGGUGUGGUCUCUGGUUGGUCCUGGCCAGUCUGGUGCCUCCCUCUUCAGGGAGCAGCCCUGCCCAUGUCCCUCGUUCCUCUGUCUGGGCAGCUUCCUGAGGACAGAAGCUUGAUCACGCACACGAACCAAAGUUUCUGGCCACCUAUGGCUGGCGGACUCUCAGUGUCUUCUCCCUGCGGGGCUGGUAGCUCUGCGCCCAGGCUCCGGUCUGCCCCACCCCUGCCUAGACCUGCCCCUGGGCUCCGGCCAGAGCCAUAGCACCCUGCUGCAGCAACCGAAGGGCAGGCCGUGCGUGAUGCCAUUAAACAUGAGAGGCUGUG